Molecule: messenger RNA, 2529 nt
Organism: Leguminivora glycinivorella
Lineage: Eukaryota; Metazoa; Arthropoda; Insecta; Lepidoptera; Tortricidae
Product: leucine-rich repeat flightless-interacting protein 2
Biological process (GO): regulation of DNA-templated transcription
Source: RefSeq, a predicted model, not a curated record
AUGUCUUCCUACCGGACUGUUAUCCUUUACGCGGAACAACGGCUAGCGGCGCGGCGGGCUGCGCGGGCGGAGGCGCGCGAGAUCCGCAUGCGAGAGUUGGAGCGUCAGCAGCGCGAACAAGAGGACCAUGCUGACAAGGCCUACGACAUGUAUGCCGAGACGGUGGGGCGGCGGACAGGCACCCGGCUGACGGGGCAGCCCGCGGCGCUGCACUCGCCGCGGCGGAGCUCCGAGGACUCCGCUGACGACACGUUCAACGUCAAGGACCUUAGGGGGGAGUUAAAAGAAGUAGAAGAAAAGUUCCGCAAGGCGAUGAUCCUGAAUGCGCAGCUCGACAACGACAAGGCUGCGCUCGGCUACCAGCUCGAGUUACUAAAGGAUCGCAUCGAAGAACUACAUGAAGAAUACGCACAGUUACAGCGUGAGCACAAAGAGAAAUGCUCAGCGCACGAGCGUCUAAAACGCGAGCACGCGUCCCUAGAACGCGAGCUCGGCGCGGCGAACGCGGUCAGAGCGCGCGAUAUCGCCGCCUCGGACGCCGGGUUUGCCUUCGUCGACGCCGCGCCCGCGACUAACGGGGAGGAGAACCAAGUGUCCACGAUACCGCCGCUGGCGCUAGUGUCGCAUCAGAAUGAGAAGUUGCUGAACGACGCCGGAGAGGGAACGUUAGAUGUCCGGUUGCAAAAGCUGCUAAGCUCAAAGCAGUCCCUGGAGGGCGAGGUGCGGCGCCUCAAGCUGCAGCUGAACGAGGAGCGCCACAACGGCGUCGCGCGCGCGCACGACCAGGACCUCGAGUCUGAAUUGGAGGCCCUCCGCAAGUCCAACGCGGAAGCGAAGGCGCGGGCGGCGCGCGCCGAGGCCGAGGCGGCGCUGCAGGCCGCGGCGGGGGCGCGGCUCGGCGCGCAGCUGCAGCGGCUCCGGGCGCAGGCCGACGCCCGCGACGACGCCGAGGAGCAGCUCAAGCAGGAGCGCAGGAAACUGCAGCGCGAGGCCCGCGAAGCCCUAAACCGAGUGGAAGAGCUGGAGACGGAGAACAGCCACCUCACGAAGCGCCUCGACAAGCUCAAGAACGCCAAGUCCGCGCUGCUCAAGGAGCUGUGACCCGGCCCCACGCCGACCCCUAUCUAAACAUACAGUCUAUAUGGCCGGAGGCUGUUCAACACUUGGGUCACACAUUGGGUCGUGUUUAAGCUCCAACUUCCUCGUCCGUGUGACGCUCCGGGCUUUCGGCCUUGCGCGGAGCUCGGCCUUCGCUGGGCUUCAAACAAGCUCACGAAGACCAAUUCCGCGCUACUCAAGGCGCUGUGAGUUGUGAGUCACAACACAACCCCGUACUUCAGCCUAAUCACACGCAGUCUAUAUUAUAAUCACUAUUUCAGUCCUAGCCGAAGUGACAAUCGAUGACGCUACGUGGCCGUCGAAACGCAGUCUGUCUCUGUCGUGCCAGUAGAGGAGAACUAGCUACUAAACGUUUCCGAUGCCUUAGCGAUUGUGAUGUUGGCUGGUGCUCUGCUGUGGCUUAGCCCGAGCAUCAUAAAUAUGAACUCAGCUGUGACAGAAGAAAGUCUAAAUUACAAUAACGCGAGCUGCAAUCAUGGCUUAUUCGCCCGAAGGCAUUGUGUAAUACAUCAAUACCUUAACCCGAUGACGUAAAGUCUAAUUGUAAGUUGUGUCUUCAAAAAUAUUUGCAGUAUAUCAUAUCUUGUGUGCUGAUUCAACGUGUGGCAAUACCUAAAUGCAGUAUGGGACACUUGUCUGAUACCAAUCAACAUGUAGCCAUGUAAUAUAAUGUAGGUAAAAAUGCUGAAUCUUCAGCGGAAUGGACUACCAUGCCAUUGCCAUGUAUGUCUGCAAAUUUAUCUUGAACAGGAACGGGGAUAAACACGCAAUUUUUUAUUGUAAUUUAUUUAGGUUUUGGGAAUGGAAGUCCAUAUGAACAAGCCGUGACAUGUUAUACACCCAAACAAUUUGGUUGUGUUGUAAAACAUUUAAUAAUUCUAAUAUUUGUAAAUUGCUUGAUAAUGUUAAUUUUUGUAUAAAUAAUCAUGUGUAUAAUUAAUUUGUUUUAAUGAUAAUUAUUUAUUCCUAAUGCAUUGAAUUAUGUUCGUAUUUUUCUGUAUAUUUUCUAUUUUUAUUUAAGAAUAAUGAAUAAUGAUAGCUUGCCGAUAUUUCGCUUCGCGUACUAAUAUUAAAAUUUAUUUUAUUACUUGCCAUUCGGUAUCACAAAUUUGAUUUAUUUGCAAUAAAAUGGAAGAGGAAGUACGAAUGGAAGAGUGGGAAGGUCACAUGGUUAAUAAAGGGGGUAAUGGAGACCCAGUAUAAGAUAACAUAUGUACAUGCAUUUAUUAUUAUUGGCUUCAUGUAAUUUAGCUGGUUAUUAUUUCGAUAACGGUAGAAAUAAAAUAACAGCUUUUUAUAGACAAUAAUUGUAAGAAAACCUUGUGAUUUGUCUGUUAUAAAGGGCCAGCUAAACUAUAAUUAGUCAGUAUGUCAAAAAUGAGGAGGCACAUUGAAAGGUUUGGAGGCGCA